This is a messenger RNA of Aplysia californica (California sea hare), 212 nucleotides long. Its product is annotated as mediator of RNA polymerase II transcription subunit 15-like. The record is from RefSeq and is a predicted model, not a curated record. NCBI's taxonomy places the organism in Eukaryota, Metazoa, Mollusca, Gastropoda, Aplysiida, Aplysiidae. Gene Ontology annotation, molecular function: RNA polymerase II cis-regulatory region sequence-specific DNA binding; nuclear receptor activity. Gene Ontology annotation, biological process: regulation of lipid metabolic process; positive regulation of transcription by RNA polymerase II; cell differentiation.
UUCAGCAACAGGUGCCUCAGCCAAUGCCUAAGAAGCAACAACAGCAACAACAACAACAGCAACAACAACAACAACAACAGCAGCAGAGGCAUCUGCAGCAGACGUCACCGCUGCGUGUUCCCAGCCUGGCGACGUACCAUCUCAUGUCUGCCCCCUCCCCCGCCCCGAGUGUCGGAACCACUUCCCCGGGCUUUUCUCUGCAUGAGGACCAG